Talaromyces rugulosus is the source of this 843-nucleotide messenger RNA. RefSeq lists its product as uncharacterized. The record is from RefSeq and is a predicted model, not a curated record. Bases 1 to 843 code for a protein of 280 amino acids. The transcript is spliced from 2 exons. Lineage: Eukaryota; Fungi; Ascomycota; Eurotiomycetes; Eurotiales; Trichocomaceae.
AUGAAACAUCCAGCCCUCAAUUACGACCCUGAAGAUGCCAACGGGGCAGACCAAAUGCCCAACAGGGCAGAUGCGCCCCUCUUCAUGCUGGUUCAUCAGGAAAACAUGCCGUUUAGGCCAAACCCUUACGGGUACCGACUGUUUGAUUACAUGACUUCGGUGAUUCAAAUUGGACUGCUCGAACCGACAACCGUUCUUGUACGAAGUCAAGAGUCUAAGAACUUAUUCCGCAUGCACGAACAGCUCUUCGAGAUAACGUUUAUCUAUAUACCUCUCGCCUACAACUUUCUUCCAGGGAUAAGCGAACCAGUCUACACAUUCCACAUUGGCUCCGACCUCACCGUGGCGCGUUUUGUCAAGUGGGUUUACUAUAACGAGUACCCCGUACAUCUCGAUCUUGACAGCCCUGCAAAGACCAGAAUGCCCACUUCAAGAUACAGCAGGCUAGACGAGUAUCUUCUACAACUUGCUCGCCCUCGUGUUUCAUCUCUGACUUCCGCAAUAAACAUUGCUGUUGACAGGGAGCCUAUUCCCUACGGCGAAGGAGAGCCAGUUGUGUACAGUGAAGCCCAGGAAGAGUCUAUCACCGACACCUACCCCUUCGUGGCUCAUCUGCGCGUGUACAUAUUUGCCACUCAACAAGGGCUUCCCUUGUUACAAUUGCACGCGUUCAAGAUGGCAGAGAAAUGCUGCGAGGAUGCUCGAACGCUGCAAAUGAGAGUCGACCGACAGACGCUCAUCCGGAAUUGUAUUAAUAACCUGACUAUAUUCAUUCGUACUGAGGAUCCGAUGAGAGGGUUGAUUCGAUAUAUAUCGCAGCUUUUCCACCCACAACCUAGAUAG